GGGUAGUGAGAGAUUGAGGGAAGAAAAAGAGAGAGGGGAAGAUCAAAGCGCCUCGUAAAUGCUGUAGAAAUUCUAAUCAUAGUAUGUCAUUGAUGUUGUGACGUGUUAUAUUUUUUUAACAAAGUACUGGGUGAGGCGUGUGGUGCGAAGAGAGGAAAAGACGGCGAAUAAAACAGUAAAAGAAAAUGAUGCAAGAUGAAGAUUUGAGUGGUCCAUCCAGACGGAAUGUUUUUAGUCAAGGGAUAACAAGAGUAUCACAGAUAUAUCAAAGAUACUUGGAUCUAUGGACACCUCAUAUAAUGUCAAGAUGGAUAUUUGCUAUAUUUCUAUUAGCCCUUUUUUUUCUACGUAUAUUUAUCUCACAAGGAUGGUAUGUCGUGACAUAUGCAUUAGGAAUUUAUCACCUCAAUUUAUUCAUAGCAUUCCUCACACCAAAAAUUGAUCCUGCCAUGGAUUUUGAUGAUGGAGAAGGUCCCGAAUUACCUACAAGAUCUAACGAGGAGUUUAGACCAUUCAUCAGAAGAUUACCUGAAUUCAAAUUUUGGUACUCAAUGAUGAAAUCUACAGUUGUUGCUAUGAUAUGCACGUUAUUUGACUGUUUUAACGUACCAGUAUUCUGGCCGAUACUCGUGCUGUAUUUCAUAAUGCUAUUCAUCAUUACAAUGAAACGACAGAUAGUGCAUAUGGUUAAGUACAAAUAUCUGCCUUUUACUCAUGGCAAACCAAAAUAUCAAAACCAUGAGGAUACUUCACGGUUGGUACCAUCGAAAUGAAUAGAAAUAAAAAAUACAUUUGCCAGUGGAGACACGUAUACGUGUAAAUUUAAAUUUCUCUCAAUAAAGAACGUAAGAAGACAAAAUAAAACCUGAAGAAAUUCUUAACGUUAUAAAAGAAGGAAGACAUUGCCUUGUACAAGAAAAAUUGAGGCGUAUAAUAACUCUAAAUUAUGUAACACACAAUACAUGAACCGAAUAAUCUUAAUAUAUUUGUAUCAUAAAACUUGUACAAAGUAUUGUUAGUUCUUAUAUUAAAAAAAAGGAUAAACUAUAUAGACACACAAUAACAAUAUGGGAUAGUACACAGUUGUCAAUGUAGCAUGGUGAAGCUAUUAGAUAAAUGUAAGAAAUUCGUAUACACGUAAGAAUCCGUUGAUAUAAUUCGUUUUUUAACUCUAGACAAUAUGAUUUUCUGACAUUACAUUCCAUGUGAUCUGCUUACGCCAAAAUAAGCAGCUAUUGCGUGUCAUUUAAAUUUGAUUCAUAUUUUUAUAGCCCUAGACGAGAAGCAUUGAAACAUAGCAUAUCUCGCUGUCUAUCAUUUCUCUUAAUUUGUUAGUGUUGCAUAUUACUUUAAAUAAUAGAAGUGAAAUUGUAAAAUAUAAAAUAUAAGAUCAAUCUUUGAUACUGUGUCAA
Molecule: messenger RNA, 1412 nt
Organism: Harpegnathos saltator (Jerdon's jumping ant)
Lineage: Eukaryota; Metazoa; Arthropoda; Insecta; Hymenoptera; Formicidae
Product: protein RER1
Exons: 6
Coding region: 186-773 (195 amino acids)
Biological process (GO): retrograde vesicle-mediated transport, Golgi to endoplasmic reticulum; protein retention in ER lumen
Cellular component (GO): Golgi membrane
Source: RefSeq, a predicted model, not a curated record